Molecule: messenger RNA, 644 nt
Organism: Loa loa (African eye worm)
Lineage: Eukaryota; Metazoa; Nematoda; Chromadorea; Rhabditida; Onchocercidae
Exons: 3
Coding region: 27-644 (205 amino acids)
Source: RefSeq, a predicted model, not a curated record
GUGAUAGCAGUAAUACGAGAAAUGUAAUGAUAUUCUCAUUCUAUUUGAACGCAAAUAAAAAUGAAGCAAAUAGAAUAUACUCCAUGACAUUAGAAAUCUUUUUUAAAGUUUGGAUAAAUAUGCGGCAACAUGUUAUCGGACAACAAAACAGUGAUAAAUUAAUAAUUUAUUGGCUUGAACGACAUACAAUGGAACUGCAAGCAGCACCGAUCACAUUGCUAUUUGACAUGUCAUCGUGUUGUUUGCAAAACAUGGAUUUGGAUUUGAUUAAAUUCAUUGUUCGUUCAUGCAAAUAUUACUACCCAAGUUGCCUAACGUCACUGCUAAUUUUCGAAAAUCCGGGAUUGUUGAAAGCAUCCUGGAUACUGUUACGCACCUGGAUGUCACCUGAAAUGCAACGUCUCCUUCAAUAUGUCAGACGUUCUUCACUUUCAGCACAUGUACCACUGCCAUACAUUCCAAAACGUUAUGGUGGCCAGAUCCAAAAAAAUGAAAAAAAUUUAGAUGAUUUAGGUUAUGGCUUUCUGAAUUGUCUUCCUUUUGUUUAUUUGGAAAUUCAGCCUUGUAUGGAUUCAGAACUUGUGGCGCUUCCGCAUCAUUUAGAAAUGUUGGAAGUAAAUUGGGCAAAUUGUAAAAAAAUUUAG